AGGAUGUGUGACCAACCCCCAUUMGACCAACCAUAUGUGCUGUAUCCGCGAACAACGAGGCUGAACAUUGUGGAUAAAAAUAAAAACAAGGAGAAUGGGGAAGAAACAGAAAAAGUCAGGCGAUGACAGUGCCAAAGACGAUGGCAUCGACCUUGACGCCCUAGCAGCAGAAAUCGAAGGAGRGGGAGCCUCCAAGGAGCAAGGGAAAGGAAAGGCCAAGAAGAAGAAAGACAAAAAGAAAGACGAUUUUGAUGAAGACGACAUCCUGAAGGAGCUGGAGGAACUGUGUCUUGAAACCACAGGAGCUAAAGGCAGCAAGAAACCAGACGCCACAGACGAGCCGGAGAGUGCCGCCGAGCCCCCACCGCCCACCAAAGCGGAGAAGAAGAAGACGCGCAAGGGCAAGCGAGCCAGCCUGGAGGAUGACGACGGGGACGYCGAAGAGGUUUCGGGUACGGGUGACGUGGAAAACGAAGACAAGCAGAAGGACAAGAAGACGUCUGCUGCCCCCGCUGCUGCUGCUGCUGGCUCAGACUCUGAGGACGACGCCUCACGGACCCGGAGAAAACCCAAGGCAGGGAAGAAGGGAGGCCGCAAGGAGGCCUCGGACGAGGAAGAGGAGGAUGACGAUGGAGGUGCGAGGAAAGGAGAGGGGGGAGGGGAGGAUGAUUCAGAUGAUGACGACUCGGUGGACGCGUCGCAGGCCGGAAAGAAAGGCAAGAAGAAGAAGAAGGGCAAAGCCAAGGCAGACAGUGAAGAAGAGGAAGAGGAGGAGGGAACCUUCAAGAUGAAGACGGCAGCUCAGAAGAAGGCAGAGAAGAAGGAGAGAGACCGCAAGAAGAAAGAGGAGGACAGGGCUAAGCUGAAGAAGCAGAAGGAGAAGGAGGAGGAGAAAGAGGGGAGUAUUGAGGUUGCAGCAGUGCCUAAGAAAGAGAAAGAGGUAGUGAAGAAGAGUGAGCCAGCGGUGGCCCCAGCAGCGGCCCCAACCCCAGCAGCAGCCCCAGCAGCAGCCCCAACCCCAGCAGCAGCCCCAGCAGCAGAGACGGAGGCAGCAGCAGAGAUUGAAGAUCAGGAAGGGGCUGAUCCUCAAGGAGAGGCUGCCGAUGAGGUGCUUGAAGCAAUUAAUGCUGCCGAUGCGGUGGUGGAAACAAUGAAUGAACCCAAUGAAGAGGAAGGGGGAGACAAGAAGGGCAAGAAAGACAAGAAGAAGAAGAAGGGGGACAAGGAGAAGGAGAAAGAGGAGAAGAAGAAGGGACCCAGCAAGGCCACAGUGAAGGCCAUGCAGGAGGCUCUGGCUCACAUGAAGGAGGAAGAGGAGCGCGCCAAGAAGGAGGAAGAAGAGAACCUGCGUCGCCUGGAAGAGCAGGAGGCUCAGAGACUGGAGCAGGAGCGUCUGGAACAGGAGCGCAAGGAGAAGAAGAAACAGAAGGAGAAAGAGAGGAAGGAGAGGCUGAAGAAGGAGGGCAAACUGCUGACCAAAGCCCAGAAAGAGGCCCGGGCCAGGGCUGAGGCCACACUUGAACUCCUGAAGGCCCAGGGUAUUGAAGUGCCAUCCAAAGACGACUCGGUGCCAAAGAAGAAGCCAGUGUACGGAGACAAGAGGAAAAAGAAGCCCCAACAAGCACAGACCCCUGAAGAGAUCUCAGAGGUCAUGUCACCCACGUCGGAGACGGCAGAGCCAAUCAUCUCACCGAUGGCGGUGGAAACUCCUGAAGUAGCAGCAGAGGUUGAGCAGAAAGCUGAGUCUGCAGUUGAUGACUGGGAGGCUAUCGCUGAGACCAUCGAUCAGGACAAAGAGCUGAAGACGGUCCACAUUGAGGUGAAGCCAGAGACGCCAAAUCAGCCCCAACAGAAACCCUCGUCACAGCCGGAGGAAGAGGAGGACGAUGAGGAAGAGGAAGACGAGGAAGAGGAUGACGAAGAGGAGGAGAGUGAGGAGGAGGAGGAGAAGGAGAGUCAGCCUCACACACCGCAGCAGGCCCCAGCCACUAAGAGGAAGGGAGGGAAGGAGAGCUCAGCGUCCAGUAGUGACAGCGACUCCGAUGACGAUCGCACUAAAGAGGAGCGGAUCUACAACAAGGCCAAGAAGCGUAUUGAGAAACGGCGAGCAGAGAACAUAAAGAACAUAAACCUGGACAAGCUCCGCUCCCCCGUCGUCUGUGUACUGGGCCACGUAGACACAGGCAAGACCAAGAUCCUGGACAAGCUGAGGCAUACACACGUACAGGACGGAGAGGCAGGAGGGAUCACCCAACAGAUCGGAGCCACUAACGUACCGCUGGAGGCCAUCGUAGAGCAGACCAAGAUGGUGAAGAACUUCAACAACGAGGCCAUUAAAAUCCCAGGAAUGCUGAUCAUCGACACCCCAGGCCACGAGUCUUUCAGUAACCUGAGGAACCGGGGCAGCUCUCUGUGUGACAUAGCCAUCCUGGUGGUGGACAUCAUGCACGGCCUGGAGCCUCAGACCCUGGAGUCCAUCAACCUGCUCAAGGAGAAGAAGUGUCCCUUCAUUGUAGCACUUAACAAGAUUGACCGUCUGUACGACUGGAAGAAGAGUCCGGACACAGACGUGGUGGCCACACUGAAGAAGCAGAAGAAGAACACCAAGGAUGAGUUUGACGAGAGGGCCAAAGCUGUCAUCGUGGAGUUCGCCCAGCAGGGUCUGAACGCAGCCCUCUUCCAUGAGAACAAGGACCCUAGGACCUUUGUGUCUCUGGUGCCCACGUCGGCCCACUCCGGGGACGGCAUGGGCAACCUGAUGCUGCUGGUGGAGCUCACCCAGACCAUGCUGGCACGACGCCUGGCACACUGCGACGAGCUCAGGGCGCAGGUCAUGGAGGUGAAAGCCCUGCCUGGUAUGGGCACCACUAUAGACGUGAUCCUGAUCAACGGGGUUCUCCGGGAGGGCAUGACCAUCAUCGUCCCGGGGUGGAGGGACCCAUCGUCACCCAGAUCAGGGGGCUGCUGCUGCCUCCACCCAUGAAGGAGCUCAGGGUCAAGAACCCGUAUGAGAAACAUAAGGAGGUGUGUACGGCCCAGGGAGUGAAGAUCCUGGGGAAAGACCUGGAGAAGACCCUGGCAGGGCUCC
Molecule: messenger RNA, 3088 nt
Organism: Salvelinus sp. IW2-2015
Lineage: Eukaryota; Metazoa; Chordata; Actinopteri; Salmoniformes; Salmonidae
Product: eukaryotic translation initiation factor 5B
Biological process (GO): translational initiation
Cellular component (GO): mitochondrion; cytoplasm
Molecular function (GO): GTP binding; translation initiation factor activity; GTPase activity
Source: RefSeq, a predicted model, not a curated record